CGGCCAGCCCCGCCUGUCCCCGCCGCCGCUUCCGCCGCCGCCGCCGCUUUCCCGGCCGCCUCUCCCGGCUCCGCUCCGGUCCCACUUCGGUCUCGCCUCGGUGUCGCUUCGCCGCCACCGCCAUCAUGAACAAGAAGAAGAAGCCGUUCCUGGGCAUGCCCGCGCCCCUGGGCUACGUGCCGGGGCUGGGCCGCGGGGCCACGGGCUUCACCACGCGCUCGGACAUCGGGCCUGCCCGCGACGCCAACGACCCCGUGGAUGACCGGCACGCCCCGCCCGGCAAGAGGACCGUGGGCGACCAGAUGAAGAAGAACCAGACUGCAGAUGAUGACGAUGAGGACUUGAAUGACACCAACUACGACGAGUUCAAUGGCUACGCUGGGAGCCUGUUCUCAAGUGGGCCCUAUGAAAAAGAUGAUGAAGAAGCAGAUGCUAUUUAUGCAGCUUUGGACAAGAGGAUGGAUGAACGCAGGAAGGAAAGGAGGGAACAACGAGAAAAGGAGGAAAUAGAGAAAUACCGUAUGGAACGACCCAAAAUUCAACAGCAGUUCUCAGACUUGAAACGGAAAUUAGCAGAGGUUACUGAGGAGGAGUGGCUGAGUAUUCCUGAGGUCGGGGAUGCCAGGAACAAGCGGCAGAGGAAUCCUCGCUAUGAGAAGCUGACUCCUGUCCCUGACAGCUUCUUUGCAAAGCAUUUGCAGUCAGGGGAGAAUCACACUUCAGUGGACCCACGCCAGACUCAAUUUGGUGGACUGAAUACUCCGUAUCCAGGGGGUUUGAAUACUCCAUACCCAGGAGGGAUGACACCAGGCUUGAUGACACCUGGGACAGGUGAAUUGGACAUGAGGAAGAUUGGCCAAGCCAGAAACACCUUGAUGGAUAUGAGGCUAAGCCAGGUGUCAGACUCUGUGAGUGGCCAGACUGUAGUGGACCCAAAAGGAUACUUGACAGACUUGAAUUCCAUGAUUCCCACACACGGAGGAGAUAUCAAUGAUAUCAAAAAAGCCCGUUUGCUUCUGAAAUCCGUCCGAGAGACCAAUCCUCAUCAUCCACCAGCCUGGAUAGCAUCAGCCCGACUGGAGGAGGUCACUGGCAAGCUCCAGGUGGCUCGAAACCUCAUCAUGAAAGGAACAGAGAUGUGCCCUAAGAGUGAAGAUGUUUGGUUGGAAGCUGCUCGGCUUCAGCCUGGAGAUACAGCCAAGGCUGUGGUGGCCCAGGCUGUGCGGCACCUGCCGCAGUCGGUGCGGAUCUACAUCAGAGCAGCAGAGCUGGAGACAGACAUCCGUGCCAAGAAACGUGUCCUUAGGAAAGCCCUUGAGCAUGUUCCAAACUCGGUGCGUUUGUGGAAAGCAGCCGUGGAGCUGGAGGAACCUGAGGAUGCCAGGAUCAUGCUGAGCCGGGCUGUGGAGUGCUGUCCAACCAGUGUUGAACUGUGGCUGGCUCUGGCAAGGCUGGAGACAUAUGAGAACGCUCGUAAAGUCCUUAACAAAGCCCGGGAGAAUAUCCCGACCGAUCGUCACAUCUGGAUCACUGCUGCCAAACUGGAGGAAGCCAAUGGAAACACCCAGAUGGUGGAGAAAAUCAUUGACAGAGCCAUCACAUCUCUCAGGGCUAACGGGGUGGAAAUCAACAGGGAGCAGUGGAUACAGGAUGCCGAGGAAUGUGACAAAGCUGGAAGUGUGGCCACAUGCCAGGCAAUCAUGAGAGCUGUGAUCGGGAUCGGGAUCGAGGAGGAAGAUCGGAAACACACCUGGAUGGAAGAUGCAGACAGUUGUGUUGCUCAUAAUGCCCUGGAGUGUGCCCGAGCCAUUUAUGCCUAUGCCUUGCAAGUCUUCCCCAGCAAGAAGAGUGUGUGGCUGCGAGCAGCCUACUUUGAAAAGAACCAUGGAACCAGAGAAUCCUUGGAGGCUCUUUUGCAGAGAGCUGUUGCUCACUGUCCCAAAGCAGAGGUGCUGUGGCUCAUGGGAGCCAAAUCCAAGUGGCUGGCAGGAGAUGUGCCAGCAGCCAGAAGCAUCUUGGCCUUGGCUUUCCAGGCCAACCCCAACAGCGAGGAGAUCUGGCUGGCUGCCGUGAAGCUCGAGUCGGAGAACAAUGAGUAUGAAAGAGCGAGGAGGCUGCUGGCAAAGGCUCGCAGCAGUGCCCCCACAGCAAGGGUCUUCAUGAAGUCUGUGAAGUUGGAAUGGGUGCUUGGGAACAUUGCUGCAGCCCAGGAGCUCUGUGAGGAAGCCCUGAAGCACUAUGAGGACUUCCCCAAACUGUGGAUGAUGAAAGGACAAAUUGAGGAACAAAAAGAGCUGGUAGAGAAAGCACGGGAGGCUUAUAAUCAAGGGUUGAAGAAGUGCCCCCAUUCCAUACCCCUGUGGCUUUUGCUGUCCAGGCUGGAGGAGAAAGUUGGGCAGCUGACUAGAGCAAGAGCCAUCUUGGAAAAGUCUCGCCUGAAGAAUCCAAAGAAUCCAGAUCUCUGGUUGGAGUCUGUGCGCUUGGAGUACCGAGCUGGGCUGAAGAACAUUGCAAACACACUGAUGGCCAAGGCACUGCAAGAGUGCCCCAAUUCAGGAAUCCUGUGGUCAGAAGCAAUUUUCCUUGAAGCGCGACCGCAACGAAAGACCAAGAGUGUGGAUGCUCUCAAGAAGUGUGAACAUGACCCACACGUCCUGCUGGCUGUGGCCAAGCUGUUCUGGAGCGAGCGGAAAAUAACCAAGGCCAGGGAGUGGUUCCACCGCACGGUGAAGAUCGACUCUGACCUGGGGGAUGCCUGGGCCUUCUUUUACAAAUUUGAGCUCCAGCACGGCACAGAGGAACAACAAGAAGAGGUGAGGAAGCGCUGUGAGAAUGCUGAACCUCGCCACGGAGAGCUCUGGUGUGAUGUCUCCAAGGACAUAGAGAACUGGCAGAAGAAGAUUGGAGAGAUUCUUGUGCUUGUGGCAGCCAAGCUGAAGAAUACCUUCUAGAGUGUGCUGGCCUCAGCUGCCUCAGAGGUCCCUGUAGGACUUAACCUGCUCGUGGUGCCCUUUCAGUGGCACAGAUUUCAAAGGACAGGACAUGGAUGAUGACAGGAAGGAACUUUCUCCCAAAAGGAAAAGCUGCUUCCUUCUUUCCCCAGCAUGGCCAUCAGCUUCUGCAGCACAUGGGGACAUUGUAGCUGGUGUCACAUAGGAGGCAGGAGCAGUCUUGUGAGGCUCUGUUGGCAUUUCCAUGUUGAUUCCUGAUUCCCCCUGCAAACACUAGCUUUAAUUAGCGCUUGUAUGGGUUCUGACAUGUGGCAGUCCCUCUGUUCUUGGCCCUGGCAUGUGUUCCCUGUCCCCCUU
Messenger RNA from Passer domesticus (house sparrow), 3308 nucleotides. RefSeq names its product pre-mRNA processing factor 6 (gene PRPF6). Lineage: Eukaryota; Metazoa; Chordata; Aves; Passeriformes; Passeridae. The record is from RefSeq and is a predicted model, not a curated record. The transcript has 21 exons. Gene Ontology annotation, molecular function: protein binding. Gene Ontology annotation, cellular component: U4/U6 x U5 tri-snRNP complex; catalytic step 2 spliceosome. Gene Ontology annotation, biological process: mRNA splicing, via spliceosome; spliceosomal tri-snRNP complex assembly. Bases 126 to 2951 code for a protein of 941 amino acids.